Messenger RNA from Anastrepha ludens (Mexican fruit fly), 1469 nucleotides. RefSeq names its product calcyphosin-like protein. Gene Ontology annotation, molecular function: calcium ion binding. The coding region runs from base 294 to 947 and encodes 217 amino acids. The record is from RefSeq and is a predicted model, not a curated record. The transcript is spliced from 5 exons. Lineage: Eukaryota; Metazoa; Arthropoda; Insecta; Diptera; Tephritidae.
CAGACAUUUGCUCAGUUCCUUUUGCUCGAUUGUCGCGUGUAGCUUUGACAUGUGGACAUAUGAAAAGUGUAGCGGAAAAAAUAAUAAUUGUUUGCGGAGAAAUAAAAAAUAGAAAUAAAAAAAAAAGAAAGCAAAAAAAAACGUUAAAAAAGUAAAUUAAUCAAGAAAUACAAAUUACGGUAGUAAGUGCGCAAUUAAAUUGUAGAAAAACCGGCUAAUUUGUUGUCUGCACUAAUUGCCACCAUCCAAACAUAUUGCAAGUCAUAGAAAAAGUAAGAAAAAAUAAGAAAAAAAUGGAAAAAAUGAGUGGCCGUGACGACUUCUUCUCCAAAGAGGCUUCACUCAUCAACCGUUCGAAGCGAGAGCUAGCAGAUGGACGCGACAAAGAUCCAAUCUACAAAUUACGAUUGCUGUGCUUCAGUCGCGGCGCAACCGGCAUACUCGGAUUAGCAAGGACAUUCCGCAAUAUGGACGAUGAUGGCAGCAAAGCAUUGAAUUACGAAGAAUUCAGUAAGGGAAUAAAAGAGACUGGCUUGGAAUGCACAGAGAAUGAAAUAAAGGAUAUGUUUGAUAAUUUCGACGAGGAUAACAGCGGUUCAAUAAAUAUGACCGAAUUUUUGCUGAAAUUGCGACCCCCCAUGCCACAGUCUCGUCUGGAUAUCAUCGAUAAAGCAUUCAAGAAAAUCGAUCGCACCGGUGAUGGCGAAAUCACCAUUGAAGACCUUAAGACAGUCUACUCUGUGAAGGAUCAUCCCAAAUAUCUUAGCGGGGAGAUGUCCGAAAAUGAGAUACUAACACAAUUCCUGAACAACUUCGAGGGUGGACGCGGCAAUUGUGAUGGAAAGGUAACAAAGGAGGAAUUCGUUAAUUAUUAUGCCACAAUCAGCGCUUCAAUCGACAAUGAUGCCUACUUUGAUUUGGUGAUGCGACGCGCUUAUAAACUUUAAACUUAAAAUACAAUAAAAGCCACGAUGUUCACAAGCAGGAGCUGCCAUGAAAUUACAAAACAAGAAAGCACAACAAAAGGCGCAAGAACGAAAGGAAGAAAUUUAAUGAAAGCAGCCGGCAUUUUUUUUGUUACUCGCAAGCAACUAAUAUAAAAAAAUUAUUAAAUGAACAAACUAAAUAAAGAAAUGAACGAAGAAUUGAGUUCUGAUAAAAAAAAACUAAAUAUUUGUUAGCUGAAAUAUUUAAAAAAUUUAUUGGCAAUUCUUUAAGACAAAUAACAAAAUUUUAGCUAGGCAAAAGCGAUAUUAACAGAGACAAAAACCAAAUCAAAAAAAAAAAAAAAUACAUUAAUUUACUUACCUACAUUUAAUAACUAAACACUUAUAAGUAUUUUCUAUUGUACUUAUCUUUUGUUGCAAAAUAUUUACGAGAUCUUAACGUACAAUUUUUCAAUGUGCAAUACUGCUUUCGAAAACUAAUAAUGAAAUAAAAAAAAUCGAAUGUUGAAAUUACUCAACUUU